This is a messenger RNA of Paralichthys olivaceus (Japanese flounder), 4882 nucleotides long. RefSeq names its product OPA1 mitochondrial dynamin like GTPase (gene opa1). Gene Ontology annotation, molecular function: GTPase activity; GTP binding; microtubule binding. Gene Ontology annotation, cellular component: cytoplasm; microtubule; mitochondrial membrane. NCBI's taxonomy places the organism in Eukaryota, Metazoa, Chordata, Actinopteri, Pleuronectiformes, Paralichthyidae. Gene Ontology annotation, biological process: mitochondrial fusion. The record is from RefSeq and is a predicted model, not a curated record.
UUCCGGUGCCGAUUUGGCGGUUGCACCGUCCACAGGAAGUGGACUGUCAUUCUGGCUGUGUCCUUGCUAGCUAACGAGACAGUUAGCUGUAAUGUGCACCAUUUGGAGAGAUGAAUUGAACUGUGCCUGAAGAGUGAAUUUGAAGGAGUUUUGUGUUCAGCCGCUGUUAAGAACCGCACCAUGUUGCGUGUCGGGGGCAAAGCCGCCUGCACGGCCUGCAGGAGCCUGGUCUCCACCAGCAUGGGGGUGAGAUUUCCAGUACCACUGCAGAAGCUGCACCCUCUGUCCCGUGCCAUCCACCACCGUUUCUCGGGAAACGCCAACCCUCAGCGACCUCCCCAUCGUAUGGCAGCACGCUAUUUCACCUCCAUGUCACGGUUGCCAAUGCGACCGCCCAAGCCUCCCCGUGGGUCAGGGGGCCGUGGCUACCAGCAGCAGCGCAACUUCUGGAUGGUCCGCCUGGCUGCCCGGCUGCUGAAGCUACGAUACAUUCUGCUGGGCACAGCAGUGGGAGGGGGGUACACAGCUAAAAAGACAUAUGAGGAAUGGAAGGACAUGCUGCCUGAUUUAAGUGAAUACAACUGGGUCAUUCCUGAUUUUAUCUGGGAACUGAGUGAACAAAUUGAUCUUGAUAAAUUGGCCAAAGCUCUACCGGAGAUAGAAGAAAUAGCCAAAUUACUACCUGAUCUAGACAAGAUAGGAGAGAACUUCACUUUCCUCAAAAGCCUCCUGACGUCUGGUGUGAGUUUGGGUAGUGAAGUCAAAGGAGCUGGUCUGCAUCUGUUGUUAGAAACCUCAGGUGAUCCUCCUCUAAAAGCCACAGACUCUUCUUCUGCAGCCACACAAGACCCCAGUGACAAGCAAUACAAGAAGGGUCUGCUCGGCGAGCUCAUUCUUAUUCAGCAGCAGAUCCAGCGGCACGAGGAGGAGGUCCGGCGGGCCGCUGAAGCCGAUAGUGCGCGCCCCCCACCGCCAGAGCCCGCUCCCAGUCCGCCUCCGAACCCCAGCCCCCCUCAACAGAAGCGCAAGUCAACAGACAAAGAAAAGUUAGACCAGCUUCAAGAAGAAAUGCUGCGUACACAGCUAAAAUAUCAGCGUAUGCUGGAGAGACUGGAGAAGGAGAAUAAAGAGUUAAGGAAAGUGGUGCUGCAAAAAGACGAUAAGGGGAUUCACCAAAGGAAAGUGAAGAAAUCCCUUAUUGACCUGUAUUCUGAAGUUCUGGAUAUCUUGUCUGACUACGAUGCCAACUACAACACACAGGACCACCUACCCAGAGUGGUUGUGGUUGGGGAUCAGAGUGCUGGGAAGACCAGUGUGCUGGAGAUGAUCGCUCAGGCAAGGAUCUUUCCCCGGGGCUCGGGAGAGAUGAUGACACGAUCUCCUGUCAAGGUUACACUAAGCGAAGGCCCCCAUCAUGUGGCCAUGUUCAAGGACAGUGGCCGAGAGUUUGACCUCACUAAGGAGGAAGAUCUCGCUGCUCUGAGGCGUGAGAUUGAACUGAGGAUGAGGAAGAGUGUGAAGGAGGGACAGACAGUUAGCUCGGAGACAAUAUCGCUAAGUGUCAAGGGCCCCGGCAUCCAGAGGAUGGUGCUUGUUGACUUACCAGGCGUCAUCAGUACGGUGACAGCUGGCAUGGCAUCAGACACUAAGGAAACCAUCUUCAGCAUCAGCAAAGCCUACAUGCAGAACCCCAACGCAAUCAUCCUUUGUAUUCAGGAUGGCAGUGUGGAUGCAGAGCGCAGCAUUGUAACUGACUUGGUUAGCCAGAUGGACCCCCAAGGAAAAAGGACCAUCUUUGUCCUGACCAAAGUGGACUUGGCCGAGAAGAACCUGGCCAGUCCCAGCAGAAUCCAGCAAAUUGUGGAAGGAAAACUGUUCCCCAUGAAGGCCCUGGGCUACUUUGCUGUGGUGACAGGCAAAGGGAGCACUGGUGAAAGCAUAGACUCCAUUAAAGACUAUGAGGAGGACUUCUUCCAGAAUUCCCGGCUACUGAGAGAUGGCAUGCUGAAGGCCCACCAGGUGACCACAAAGAACCUGAGUCUGGCUGUUUCUGACUGCUUCUGGAAGAUGGUUAGAGAGUCUGUAGAGCAGCAGGCUGAUGUCUUCAAAGCGUCCCGUUUCAACCUGGAGACAGAAUGGAAGAACAACUACCCUCGACUGAGAGAGCUGGACAGGAAUGAACUGUUUGAAAAGGCAAAAAAUGAAAUCCUGGAUGAAGUCAUUAGUUUGAGUCAAGUGACCCCACAACACUGGGAGGCCAUCCUGCAGAAGAAACUGUGGGAACGUGUUUCCACCCAUGUAAUUGAGAACAUCUAUUUGCCUGCGGCCCAAACAAUGGACUCUGGUACCUUUAAUACAACAGUAGACAUCAAGCUUAAGCAGUGGACUGACAAACAGCUUCCACACAAAGCUCUGGAGGUUGCCUGGGAGACCCUGCAGGAGGAGUUUGCCCGCUUCAUGGCUGAAUACAAAGGCAAAGACCAGGACGACAUUUUUGACAAACUGAAGGAGGCUGUGAAGGACGAGAGCAUCAAAAGGCACAAGUGGAAUGAGAGGGCCAUGGACAGCCUGAGGGUAAUCCAGCACAAUGCCCUAGAAGAUCGUUCCAUCACAGACAAGCCUCAGUGGGAUGCAGCGAUCCAGUUCAUGGAAGAAACUCUGCAGUCACGCCUCAAAGACACUGACUCAGUAAUCAGAGACAUGGUGGGUCCAGACUGGAAGCAGAGGUGGCUGAACUGGAAGAAUCGCUCACCAGAUCAGCACAUUCGUAAUGAAACAAAAAAUGAGCUGGAACGUUUGUUGAAGCUGCACGAAGACCACACAGCAUACUUGGCCAAUGACGAGGUCACCACAGUGAGGAAGAACCUCGAAGGACGAGGGGUCGAAGUUGACCCUGUGCUGAUCAAGGACACGUGGCAUCAGCUCUAUCGCAGGCACUUCUUGCAGAAGGCUUUGUCUCACUGUAAUCUCUGCAAGAGAGGUUUUUACUACUACCAGAGACACUUUGUUGACUCUGAGCUGGAGUGCAAUGAUGUUGUUCUGUUCUGGCGGAUCCAGAGGAUGCUCGUCAUCACAGCCAACACUCUCCGACAGCAGCUCACCAACACUGAGGUGCGCCGGUUGGAGAAAAAUGUGAAGGAGGUACUGGAUGACUUCGGGGAAGACAUGGAGAGGAAGACCCAGCUCAUUACUGGCCGCCGAGUCCAGCUGGCCGAGGAUCUCAAGAAAGUUCGGGAGAUUCAGGAGAAACUUGAAGCCUUCAUAGAAGCUCUUCACAAGGAGAAAUAAGAGAACCAGAACUAUUUAAAGUAAAUGUUUGGAUCCCGACAGAGAAAUGCACUGAACAAAGACAAGAACAUGUGUAAAUGUCCGUCAGCCUCACCACUCACCUGAUUUGAAUGCCCCUGACUCGGCUUCCUGUUCCCACCUGGGCACUGAUGGAGAGAUGGACCUGAGCAGCUGGAUCAGAUAGAGGAAUAGUUAACAAGCUUUCUCUUUGAUUUUCCAUUUUUCUCUGUCUUUUCUCUUCCCCUCUCUGCUUGUGAGCUGUCCCACGUCACGAGGUGAACCUGUGCACCGGCGCCCAAAGCAAACACAGUAGAUCAGGAGGGAAACGAGAAGCUUGUGUUGAGUUUUCAAUAAGAGGAUUGUCUACAUGUUUAUCUCCCCACUUUUUUGAUUUUUUGUGAGAAUUUUUUUUUAUCUGAGCUGCGAUGUUUGUGUGUACACGAUCAUACCAGUGUAAGUAUUCACCGAUCUGUGUACCAUAAGCACACCACACUGGUCCCGACAGGUGAAAUAACCUUGAAUUUCAUACCUUUAUCUCACCUGGAGCUCAAAGUGUCAGAAUUUGGGUCUUUUCAGUUUUUCUUUAGUUGCACUUAGGAUCCAAAGCACUUAAAAUGUCCUCUAAGCUUCACCUGUAUUCUUCAUUCACUCUGCAUGUCACCCUAAAUGAAGAAUAGGAAGUAACUAACUGGUUCAAAAUUCAAUAUCCUCUCUGAUUAGCAAGAAUCAUCUCUGAAGGUGUUUGGAAACUUUAUUAUAUAAAGAUUUCAUUUAUUAGUUUUGAUCUAUUGGGGUUAUUUUGACAAAUUGUAUGUUUGUAUUUCUGCCAAAUACAUAUACACGUCUAUUUUUUGUUUUGUAUUCAGUCGGUCUAGUUUUGCAGGGUUGGAGGGUGCCUGUGUUUUUAAACUGUUCCAGGUUUCAUCUUAUUUGUUCAAUCACCUAUGUACCUGCACAGAGCACAGGCACCUGUACAUAUCCACUCUCGCUCCCCCUGUGUCCGUCUCUAAGAUCGUAUCCCUCUUGCUGCUUCAGGAAUAAAAUCAAGUGUAGAAAGAUUCUCCUCAAAGUCAUGAAAAAGGAAACAUAUAAUAUUCUGGCUGGUGAUUUUUAUCUGAAAAUAUAUGUUCCUUUGGUCAACUCACUGCUUCUUCCACCUGUCCCUGUCCUGAAGUUUCCCGAUCCUGUGCUUCUUCCUCGCUCGUAUCAUCAACCCUCCUCUUACUUCACAUCACCUCGCUCGUUGCUCCGCCUUCAUUUGGACCAGUACGACUCGUCCACCACCUGUGUAGAUUAAACUGUCAUAUCUUUGACUAAAAAGGGAUGAGAGAUUGUGGUAAUCCCAUCCAUCCACUCAUGUGUGUAUAUGGGUAUAUAUAUAUAUAUAUAUACAUAUAUUAUAUGCCGUACAUUGUGUACAGGUUAAGUUGAGGGGGAGUCGUGUACAGCACAUGUAUGUAGAGUGAACUUGUGUAACAGGAAAUCGGUGGGUUGGUUCAAAAACUGUUUUAUGUUGUAGAAAGUAAUGUUUGCAUGGUGUACCCCAUCAGAUGUGCUUUAUUUAUUGAAUCUGUGUUGAAGAGAAAAAUGAGAA